Spodoptera litura is the source of this 1512-nucleotide messenger RNA. NCBI's taxonomy places the organism in Eukaryota, Metazoa, Arthropoda, Insecta, Lepidoptera, Noctuidae. The record is from RefSeq and is a predicted model, not a curated record.
UACGUUGAGCGAGCGAGUACCCUACUGUUUAGUGCAUGCGAACUAAGAAGGUGCGGUACGUGGUCGGCCAGCGAGCUACCUGCGCCGAAGUAGAUGCGACUUGUUUACGAGUAAAAUGAGCGAUAACGAAGAUUCAAGUAAUGAGUUAAAUAAAGAUUCGAUGAAUGUAAAUUUCGAUGAAUAUGUAGAAGAUGAUAAAAAGAAAAGGAUGAGAAGUAGCAGCGAUGAGGAGUGGACGGAAGUUAAACAGAAAAAGCGAAAGGAAACAGAAAAGAUUGAAUUAUAUAUAUCCAAUAAUGAAAAACUUCCAAAACAGUUUAAUCUGGCCAAAUUACUGAAGGAGCAAAACAUCAAAGAUAUCAUACGAGUUAAAUUUAUAAAUCCGUACCGAGUGCGAAUAGAAUUAACCAGUGAGAUCAGUGCGGAAAAACUUGAAACGUGCCAAUACUUCAUAGAUUUGGGAUGGCAAAUUCAGAGGGCUAUGGAGAAGAAUAAAUCCUAUGGAGUGAUAAGAGAUGUAGAUCUAGAGAUGUCGGAAGAGGAAAUUUUAGAAAAUAUAUCCUGUCCUGAACCAGCCAAACUUUUGUCCGUUAAUCGUUUGAAUCGAAGAAAUGUCGAAAGGGAUGGAUGGUCUCCGAGUGAAGCGGUGCGUUUAUGCUUUAAAGGCUCGUACUUGCCACGUUACGUGUUUACACACGGCUUGAAAAUAGUGGUAGAACCGUAUGUCUUUCCAGUUUCGCAAUGUUCGCGUUGCUGGAGAUUUGGGCACGUUCUCAAAAGAUGUCCAAGUAAUAAAGUGGUAUGCCCAAAAUGUGGCGGAAACCAUGCUAACUGUGAAAUCUCUAAAAUGACAUGCGUUAAUUGUAAAGGACAACACAUAUCUCUUUCAAAAAGUUGCCCUUACUUUAUUAAAGAAAAGAGAUUGAGAGAACUCAUGUCGGAGUAUAACUGUACUUAUAGAAGAGCUUUAACUUUAUACGUGCCAGAAAACGAACCAAUACAGGAAGCAGAAGAAGAAACAAAAGAAAUUCCAAUAAAUGUUUCAUCGGUCAAAGAGAUAAGCCUAACUCCCACACAAAGAACAAAACGUCUAACUUAUGCGGAAGUGACAACGAUGGCACAGGUUCAUAAACAGAAACCUAAACCAAGUUCUCGUAAAAAACCGAAUAAAUCGCCAGAUGAAGACUGGAUGGAGUGGAAUAAUUUCGAAGUAGAUCAGAAUGAAACGGAAUCACAAAAAUCAUGUAAAACUGGUAAAAGGCAAAACGAUGUGAGUUUCAAGGAGUUGUUACAAAGACUGCAAGAAAUUAUAUUUAUGAAAGGAAACACUACUUCAAUGAUUUGGAAAGGAGUUAUUAAAACGUGUAUUGAAUGGGUUAUUCUAGUAGUAGUUGACAAUGUUACGGAUUGGCCUGUACUGAAACUAAUUAUGGACUAUUUUUGUAAUGCCAGUUAAUUGUAAGAAUAUUACCAAAUUGAACAUUAUACAAUGGAAUUGCCAAAGUAUCAAAC